AUGCCACCAUCUACAACGGAAGGCUUUUUGUGGACGCCUCAAGGAACAAAAGAAGGCCUGUCCACAAACGCAUACCGAGUAUCCUCAUCUACCAUACAAGAGAGUUACGAUGUCAUCAUCAUCGGUGCCGGAUUUACCGGUCUCAUCGCAGCAAGAGAUCUCAGCCAAAGACACAACCUCAAGGUCCUGCUCCUCGAAGCCAGAGACCGCAUCGGAGGCCGCACAUGGACAGCCAAUGUCCUAGGCGAAGAAGUAGAAAUGGGCGGAACAUGGGUCCACUGGGCCCAGCCUCACUUAUACAGUGAACUACGCCGAUGUGGACUACAUUCCAAUCUGAAGACAUCUGCCGGGACAUUAGCGCCAGAAAAGCAAUUCUUUGCAGAUGGCGGUCCGCCGCGGGAGAUAUCGAUCGUGGAAGCGGGUGAGAUCUUGGAUCGUGUCUCGCGGGCUUUCUUUACAGUUGAUGGUCAUGAUAGUCGUGCUUUAAUGCCUUAUCCUCAUGACCCAUUGAGGGAGCCGGCUUUGUGGCGGUCGUAUGAUCACUUGUCCAUCAAGGAUCGACUGGAUCAGUUGGAUUUCACGGAUUUCGAAAGAAACCUCUUUGAAUCGAACGUGAGCACAUUUGGCAGUGCUCCUGGAUCGAAGAUUGGGUUUACAGAGGCUCUCCGGUGGUUUGCUUUGGGCGGACACAGUAUGGCAGGGGUGUUUGAGAUGGCAGGACUUUAUAAGAUUGGCAGAGGAGGAAUGACCUCGUUCGCGCAGGCGAUAUUGAGAGAUUUCAGAGGUGACAUGCUGUUUGGCACUGUCGUGAAAGAUAUCAGUCAUUCCGCUUCGGGAGUCAAGGUCACGACUACGUUUGGGAAGUGCUUGAAAGCAAAGACGAUUGUCUCAACCAUUCCUUUGAACUGUCUGGGAGACAUAACUUUCAAUCCACCAUUGAGUCCCCUCCGACAAGAAGCUAUUGCACAAGGCCACAUCAACACGGGAGCCAAAAUCCACUUCAAAUUACGUUCCACGGAGCCGGCAUGGUUCGCAACAGCCUGUGCAAGUACAUACCUCUUUGCGUUCUCCGAUCACAACGGCACUCAAAGUGUCGGACCGUCGGGAACAUGGUGCAUCGGCUUUGGAUACAGCUCCCAUCUGACAGACAAGCGGGAUAGCAAGGAGAUCAUUGGUCAGUUCCGCAAGGAUGUUCGUCCAAAUGCCGAAGUCGAGGCCUACGCGACUCAUGAUUGGAUGAAUGAUCCAUAUGCUAAGGGGGUGUGGGCUUGCUGGGGCCCCAAUUCGGCUUCAAGAUAUCUCCAAGAGCUCCAGAGACCGCAUGGCCGGGUCGUCUUUGCUAGUGCGGACUGGUCAGAUGGAUGGAGAGGAUUUGUAGAUGGAGCUAUUGAGCAGGGCCAACAAGCCGUGCAGGAUGUUAUCAAGCUUCUGAACGGAAGCUCUGCUGCUCAUCCGAACCUGUAA
This is a messenger RNA of Penicillium olsonii, 1464 nucleotides long. The record is from the annotation of a GenBank genome assembly. Lineage: Eukaryota; Fungi; Ascomycota; Eurotiomycetes; Eurotiales; Aspergillaceae.